This is a messenger RNA of Sclerotinia trifoliorum, 1649 nucleotides long. NCBI's taxonomy places the organism in Eukaryota, Fungi, Ascomycota, Leotiomycetes, Helotiales, Sclerotiniaceae. The record is from the annotation of a GenBank genome assembly.
UCCUACCAUGAUGUACUUUUCUUUUUCUACCUUUCAAUUGCAUUGAAGCAUCAUAUCAAAACGUUUUGUCAAACUAUCAAAACCACAGGUCGCCUCACACAACAGACGGAGAAAUAUGCCAAUGCACAAUGGAUGGCUACCCCGCGAAGGUACAACCUUGAUCCCCUUCCUUAUAUUGCACGACAUGCCGCUCAUGACAAUACACAACAUAUAGGGUUCCGAAGCGAUUCCCUGGGUAGCUUGAUCAAGAAAACAGCAUUAAAUCCCGCUUUUACUUUGAUCUUUCUUCUCCUAGCUCGUUAUACGAAACGAGGAAAUGAUCUCUCAAUACUUCAUGAAACUGCAUAUUCUCGCAUUCGAAAAUUAUUCUAUUUUGGGGUUUUUAGAUUGAUUUCGAAUUAUCUGGAGAGAGGUGUUCAGAAUAAUUGGGUAGAUGAUAAAUAUGAUUGGCAGAAAGAAAUCGUGUUGAUUACAGGUGGUGCUGGAGGAAUCGGUGGACAAGUCGUCAAACUUCUAGCGGAAAAGGAUAUUACGGUUGUGGUGUUGGAUGUUAUUCCAAUGACUUUUGAAACUGGUAUGUUAUUCUACCUUUUGAAGUGGAACAUUCGAUGGAUACUAACUUUGCGUUAAAGCAUCCAAUGUCCAUUACUACAAAUGUGAUAUCACCUCACCAUCUACCAUAUCCACCGUUGCAACUCGCAUUCGCUCAGAAGUGGGCAAUCCAACCGUCCUCAUCAAUAAUGCUGGUGUUGCGCGCGGGAAAAGUAUCCUCGAUUCCAGUGAAAAGGAUGUCCGCUUUACAUUCGACGUCAAUACAAUUUCCCACUAUUUCAUGGCCAAAGAAUUCGUCCCAUACAUGGUCCGAAAAAAUCACGGUAUGAUCGUCACCGUCGCAAGUCUGGCAGCCUACAUGACCGUCCCAAACAUGACUGACUACGCCUCAUCCAAAGCAGCGGCUCUCUCCUUCCACGAAGGAUUAACCGCCGAACUUCUCACCAAGUACCACGCCCCAAAAGUAAGAACGAUACUGAUUAAUCAGGGAUACACCAAAACGGCUCUCUUCCAAGGCUAUAAAAAUGAUUCUACGUUCUUGCUACCGACGUUGGAGGUAGAUACCGUGGCGGAGGGAAUCGUGAAGAAGAUCUUGAAGGGAAAGAGUGGUCAGGGUAUUUAUCCUGGGUUUGGGGUCUCGUUGACCUGGUUGAGGGCCUUGCCGGGUUGGUAUCAGAAUAGACUUAGGACGCAGGGUCAGCAUAUUAUGACGGAUUGGAAGGGGAGGCAGGUGCUGGAUGUGGAGAAGUUUUACGAGGAGAAGGAGAGGAGAAGGAGAAAGAGAAAGAGAAAGGGAAAACGCUGGAUGAUGAGAAGCAGAAGGAGAAGGGGAACGGAGGUGAUGUGGAGAGCGCGUAGGUUUUUAGUAAUUGUGAAGGUGGGAUUUCAUAGCUAAUGAGAUUUAGGUCCACGGUUUUGGUAAAUCCUUGAUAUAUUUUUCAAGGCAAAUUUUGGGGUUGAAAGUGGGAAAUUUAUAAUGGUGUAACAUUGGGAUUGUUGCUUUGGAUUAGCUUGAAUUCGCCUUGGUUUAUCCAUACCACUAUAUAUCUAGCUUUAAUUACUUCAAUGAUUUAUUCAAUGCUAGUGAUGAAUCUUUC